UGUAAGCUUCUAUGCUCCAGUCGCACUAGCGCCGAGACGGUGUGCAGAUGUACACAGACAUCCAUUUGAAUCCGAGAACAAGUUGGAGGAUGAUGUCGUCGAUGGUCAACGCCGCCCGAGUGGGCAAAGUUCUUUUGCUCUUGUUUCUCGUCCGUCCAGCUCAAAGCCUGGGUAGCUGCAAGGAGGCCGGUUUGUGCUGCACCGGACGGGACGCCAGUUGCGUCGUACAGAAAACACCGCAAAACGCCAUCAUCGAGGAUCUGCGAGACACUCCGUGCUACUGCGAUCACGCCUGUCUCAAGUUGAACGACUGCUGUCCCGAUUACCGCCAGACAUGCGGAGUGCAAGAUUGCCAAGUAUCAGAAUGGGGACCAUGGUCAGAAUGCGACAACCAAUGCGGUUCCGGCAGCCAAGAACGUACGCGAGUUAUUGUGAUGGAACCCAGCCGUGGCGGUAAGAGUUGUCCGCCGACGCUGCAGAAAAGAGGCUGCCAGGGCACGUCGCAGUGCGGGACCAACAAAUCGACCCACCACAAAGCCGCUUUGAAAGAGAUGGCCAUGCUGCUGCCAGCUUCGUUUGGUGCCAGUCGUCGGAUGAACGAUAGCCACGACAUCCGCAAGAAUCUGCGUUUCCGCAACGCCGAGUUAGCCCAGGAGCAUUCGGAAGACUCCACCAAUGAUUACUGCGUGACUUUCGAGCUCACCAAAGUGUCCAAGGCCUGCCAUAAAGAGAAAGUCUUCAGCACUCUUCACGACGGUGGCGUCGUUUGCGUCCGAUGCGAACACAGGGCUACACGUGACUACCUGGGCGGUCGUUGCGGUGGUCACGGCGUGCCAGGUAGAAUUACCCGAUGGACUUCAUUAACCAACGUUGAAUGCCAUGGCAAAUGGCUCCGACGUCCGGAUGAAUCGCAGGAGGUUUCCAGUUCAGCUUGUUCGUGCACCGAAGACGCCCUUUUAAUUUUCGUUUAGCUCAAAAACAUGAAAAAGAAAGGGAUCAUCGCAUAAAAACGAAAAGAUUUUAAUCAUUUUUUUUAUAACAAAAAUCUUCUUAAAUUUGUUACGCUACCACAUUAAUUAUUUCUCAAUUUUUUUGUUCGAACGUACAAUCUUCGUCUUUUUGUUUUUACUAACGAUGUUUGACUGUCAGAGUGGCUUAAAGGAAAGAUAAAGUAAAACAAGUUACUGUCAACCCACCCAUCCGAGUUUGAUGUGAGUGUGAAAAUACACAGAAAGGGACAUUUCCAUAGAAACGGC
Messenger RNA from Daphnia carinata, 1256 nucleotides. RefSeq names its product somatomedin-B and thrombospondin type-1 domain-containing protein-like. Bases 48 to 971 code for a protein of 307 amino acids. NCBI's taxonomy places the organism in Eukaryota, Metazoa, Arthropoda, Branchiopoda, Diplostraca, Daphniidae. The transcript has 6 exons. The record is from RefSeq and is a predicted model, not a curated record.